Molecule: messenger RNA, 4398 nt
Organism: Chrysochloris asiatica (Cape golden mole)
Lineage: Eukaryota; Metazoa; Chordata; Mammalia; Afrosoricida; Chrysochloridae
Gene: SYNJ2
Product: synaptojanin 2
Exons: 27
Coding region: 1-4398 (1465 amino acids)
Biological process (GO): brain development; phosphatidylinositol dephosphorylation; synaptic vesicle endocytosis
Cellular component (GO): perinuclear region of cytoplasm; presynapse
Molecular function (GO): RNA binding; phosphatidylinositol-4,5-bisphosphate 5-phosphatase activity
Source: RefSeq, a predicted model, not a curated record
AUGUCACUGAGCAAGGGGUUGCGGCUGCUCCGGCGGCUGGAGCCCGCGGGGGAGAGCAGCGUCCUGCUGGAGGCGCGCGGCCGCGGCGACUGUCUGCUCUUCGAGGCAGGCACGGUGGCCACGCUCGCCCCGGAAGAGAAGGAGGUAAUUAAAGGGCAGUAUGGGAAACUCUCAGAUGCCUACGGCUGCUUGGGUGAGCUCAGGCUGAAGUCUGGUGGAACCUUCUUGAGCUUCCUGGUUCUGGUGACAGGUUGUACCUCUGUUGGCAGAAUUCCCGAGGCCGAAAUCUACAAAAUCACGGCCACUGAUUUUCACCCACUUCAGGAAGAUGCCAAAGAAGAGGAUCGGCUCUUGGCUUUGAAGAAAAUCCUCAACUCAGGUGUGUUCUACUUCUCGUGGCCCAACGACGGCUCCCACUUCGACCUGACCAUCCGGACACAGAAGCAGGACAAUGACCACUACGAGUGUGCCAAUGCAUUCUUUUGGAAUCAGCUGUUACACGUGCCCCUGAAACACCACCAGGUGAGCUGCUCCGACUGGCUGCUGAAGGUGAUCUGUGGGGUGGUGGCCAUCCGCACCGUGUACGCCUCGCACAAGCAGGCCAAGGCCUGCCUCAUCUCCCGCAUCAGCUGCGAGCGGGCUGGCGCACGCUUCCACACUCGCGGUAUCAAUGACGAUGGUCAGGUGUCCAACUUCGUGGAGACGGAGCAGACAAUUUACAUGGAUGAUGGGGUGUCGUCUUAUGUUCAGAUCCGAGGCUCCGUUCCGCUGUUUUGGGAGCAGCCAGGCCUUCAGGUUGGCUCCCAUCAUCUGAGACUCAACAGAGGCCUAGAAGCCAACGCUCCAGCUUUCGACCGGCAUAUGGUACUUCUGAAAGAGCAGUACGGGAAGCAAGUGGUGGUAAACCUGCUGGGGAGCCGCGGCGGCGAGGAGGUGCUCAACAGAGCCUUCAAGAAGUUACUCUGGGCUUCUUGCCACGGUGGUGACACACCUAUGAUCAAUUUUGACUUCCAUCAAUUUGCCAAAGGCGGGAAGCUAGAAAAAUUGGAGAACCUGCUAAGGCCUCAGUUGAAACUGCACUGGGAUGAGUUUGAUGUGUUCACCAAGGGCGAGAAUGUGAGUCCACGCUUUCAGAAAGGCACUCUGCGAAUGAACUGUCUCGACUGCCUGGACCGAACCAACACUGUGCAGUGCUUCAUCGGCCUCGAGGUCCUCCAUCUGCAGCUCGAGAGCCUGGGGCUACAUUCAAAGCCCAUCGUUGACCGCUUUGUGGAGGCCUUCAAAGCCAUGUGGUCCCUGAAUGGGCACAACCUGAGCAAAGUGUUCACAGGCAGCCGAGCCCUGGAAGGGAAGGCCAAGGUAGGAAAGCUGAAAGAUGGGGCCAGGUCCAUGUCGCGUACGAUUCAGUCCAACUUCUUUGAUGGGGUAAAGCAGGAGGCCAUCAAGCUUCUGCUGGUUGGGGACGUCUACAGUGAGGAGUCAGCUGACAAAGGCAGGAUGCUCAUGGACAACACAGCCCUUCUGGUGACUCCCAGGAUCCUGAAAGCUAUGUCAGAGCGGCAGUCGGAAUUCACAAAUUUCAAACGGAUCCGCAUUGCCAUGGGAACUUGGAAUGUGAAUGGUGGGAAGCAAUUCCGGAGCCAUAUCCUUGGGACCGCAGAGUUAACCGACUGGCUGUUAGACUCACCCAAGCUGUCUGGAAUGGCCGAGUUUCAGGAUGACAGCAGCCCAGCCGACAUCUUUGCUGUGGGGUUCGAGGAGAUGGUGGAACUGAGUGCAGGGAACAUUGUCAAUGCUAGCACCACCAACAGGAAGAUGUGGGGAGAGCGGCUGCAAAAGGCCAUCUCCCGCUCUCACAGAUACAUCCUCCUGACGUCGGCGCAGCUAGUGGGCAUCUGUCUGUACAUCUUCGUGCGUCCCUACCACGUCCCCUUCAUCAGGGACGUGGCCAUUGACACGGUGAAGACAGGGAUGGGAGGCAAGGCGGGGAACAAAGGUGCCGUGGGCAUCUGCCUCCAGUUCCACAGUACCAGCUUCUGCUUCAUCUGUAGCCACCUUACAGCUGGCCAGUCCCAGGUGAAGGAGAGAAACGAGGACUACAAAGAAAUCACCCAGAAGCUGAGCUUCCCAACGGGAAGAAGUGUGUUUUCUCAUGACUACGUGUUUUGGUGUGGUGAUUUCAACUAUCGCAUCGAUCUUACAUAUGAAGAAGUGUUUUAUUUUGUUAAACGCCAAGACUGGAAGAAACUUCUGGAAUUUGAUCAGCUACAGCUACAGAAAUCGAGUGGAAAAAUUUUUAAAGACUUUCAUGAAGGAGCCAUUAACUUUGGCCCCACUUACAAGUACGACGUUGGUUCAGCCGCCUAUGAUACAAGUGACAAGUGCCGGACGCCGGCCUGGACAGACAGAGUGCUGUGGUGGCGGAAGAAACACUCAUUCGACAAGACAGCAGGCGAGUUCAACCUCUUAGACCAUGAUGCCAACGUCCAGCACACCUGGUCUCCUGGGGGCCUCAUGUACUAUGGCCGGGCAGAGCUACAAGCAUCUGAUCACAGACCUGUGCUGGCCAUCGUGGAGGUGGAAGUUCAAGAAGUUGAUGUGGAUGCCCGGGAGAGAGUUUUCCAGGAGGUCUCCUCUUUCCAGGGACCCCUGGAUGCUACUGUCGUGGUCAACCUUCAGUCGCCAACCUUAGAAGAGAGGAACGAGUUUCCUGAGGAUCUGCGCACCGAGCUCAUGCAGACUUUGGGGAACUAUGGGACCAUCGUUCUUGUCAGGAUCAACCAAGGGCAGAUGCUCGUGACUUUCGCAGACAGUCACUCAGCUCUCAGCGUCCUGGAUGUGGACGGCAUGAAGGUGAAAGGACGAGCAGUGAAGGUCAGACCCAAGACCAAAGACUGGCUGAAAGGCCUGCAGGAGGAGAUCACCCGGAAACGAGAGAGCGUGGCCUCCAGGUCUCCCACAGCCAAUUCCUGCUUGCUGGAGGAAAACUUUGACUUCACGACUCUGGACUAUGAAUCUGAAGGGGACAUUCUAGAAGAUGAUGAGGAUGACUUGGUGGAUUACCCGCUGAGUGAUGACCUUCAGGAAGCCCCCAGCUCUGCAGCUGCGGCCCCUCCUAGCAGGUCACCUGGACUCACCAGAAAGCAGCAGCAGCCGACCUAUAAAGAUGACAGCGAGCCGGCCGACUUAAAGCGGGAGCUGGAAGCCGUUGGGGAUUUCCGUCACCAUUCUCCAAGCAGGUCUCUGUCGGUCCCCAGUAGGCCUCGGCCAUCUCACCCACCACAGAGACCCCCCCCUCCACCUGGUUUCAUGGUGAAGAAAUCGGUUUCAGAUGUAGCCAUCUCCUCCGGCACCCACGGCCAGUAUUCAAUUCUGCAGACAGCGAAGCUGCUGCCAGGCGCACCCCAGCACCCCCCCAAAGCCAGGACCGGAAUAAGUAAACCGUACAAUGUCAAGCAGAUUAAAACCAGCAACGCUGAGGAGGCCGAAGCAGCGAUCCGGUGCCUCAUGGAAGCCAAAGCAGGUGGGUGUGUUCCUCUGCCUCUUACCCCAGCAGAAGCCCGGAGGGACCAAGGACCCUCCAAACCAGAAUCCUGCCAGGUGCCCCAGCUCCUGCCCCGGCGGCCCCCACCCAGAGUUCCUGCGAUCAAGAAGCCAAUCCUGAGAAGGACGGGGAAGCCCUUGUCGCCGGAUGAGGAACAGAGGGCCCAUUUUACAAUCGGCCCCCCAGAGACAAGCAGUGAAACCUCUUCUCUAAUGACAACUCCUCAAGUUCCUCCUGUCCCCAAACCCAGAACAUUUCAGCCUGGGAGAAGUGUCGAAAGGAGGUCAGGCGCUGGGAAGCUGCCAUCAGAUGAGGCCCCACCAGCCCUACUGGAGGUCCCGCCUCCUGUGCCCAAGGUCCCCCCGAGGAGGAAGAAGUCAGCCCCGGCCGCCUUUCACCUUCAGGUCUUGCAGAGCCACAGCCAACUCCUCCAGGGCCUUUCUGGCCAGGUGGACUGUCCACCCAGCCCCUCGCUGGACGCUGGCUGUCUCCCCCCACGGACAGAUUUUCCUGGCACAUCAUCUGCCACAAGCCCGGAUGUGGAAGCCACCAAGGAGACCAAGUCAGAAGCAGCCUCCCUUUGUGGUGAUUACCAGGAUCCCUUCUGGAACCUUCUCCAUCACCCUAAAUUGUCGGAUUACUCCUGGCUGUCCAAGAGUUCUGACCGGUUGGACUCAGGGGCCAGGAGCUUUGAAAGGGCAUGCGUGGAACCCCCACAAGUCAGUGCUUCAGCCCCAAAGGUGGAGCCGCUGCCAACAGACCACGGGCAGAAGGGCUUUGGACACUGGGUGACACUCAGUGACCAAGACAACCGGACAACGCUGCAAUUGUUUGACCCGCUGGCGAAAACAUGA